AUGGUCACUAAACGGAAUACUCGCUCCUUCGUGGCCGAGGAGCUUACUGCUGACGAGCGCGAUAUCCAGCUCUGCCAGACACAGAGUGCGGCUCUUCGUAAGGGCAGCACUCCCAACCUACUGGAGAGCUUCCCAGAAAAGGACGUCAGCAACAGCAUCAUCCACGGCACCAGUAACGGAACAUGCACAAGCAGCAGCAGUCCUGCUUUAGACGACCUGCCAAUCGCCGUGAACCUGCCUACGAUGGAACGCACUACGUCCUUGUCUAGCAGCAAGAGCAGCAGCGGUGCCAGCUAUUCAUCGUCGGCGUACUCCUCUGCCUCGUCCAACGCAUCCGAAGCUUUUCUGAGCGCUGCGGACUCAGGUCUGCUUGCGGAAGAAAUUACGUCUCCCCAUCAGAGCGCGAACAUUGCUGUUGGGGCACCGCUCAACUUUGGCCAGGUUGUCUCAGGCCUAUACCGGAGCAGCUAUCCCCAGCCGGAGAAUUACGCUUAUCUGAAGAGCCUGGGCCUGAAGACGAUUGUCACACUGGUGGACAAGAAUUUCACGGAAGGCUAUCAGAAGUUUAUGAGUGCCAACAACAUACAGCACCAUGUGUUUGGCAUGAAGGGCACAAAGAAGGAGGAGAUCCCUCUUUCGACCAUGGAGGCGAUUCUCCGCCUGGUGCUGAACCGUCAGAACUACCCGCUUCUGAUUCACUGCAAUCACGGAAAGCAUCGGACAGGAUGCGUUGUGGCUGUGGUGCGCAAGAUUUGCGGCUGGAACAACGAGCGGAUCGUGCACGAGUACCGGACAUACGCAGGCAUCAAAGAGCGUGACUGUGAUGUCAAGUACAUGCGUGCCUUUGAGUUGUCGCACAUUGCGUCGCUGGUCGCAGACGAGACACUGCAUGUGGACGAAGGCCCAGCCCAGUCAGCUGCUGUUGGCUUCCGCGUGCCACACUUUCUUCGUGCCGCUUUUGUUUCCAUGACGGUGCUGUUCAUCUGGAUGAUCUCCGGGUCGAAGAUGCAGCAGCACCACAGACGGCAUUGA
Molecule: messenger RNA, 1032 nt
Organism: Grosmannia clavigera kw1407
Lineage: Eukaryota; Fungi; Ascomycota; Sordariomycetes; Ophiostomatales; Ophiostomataceae
Product: tyrosine phosphatase family protein
Exons: 3
Coding region: 1-1032 (343 amino acids)
Biological process (GO): protein dephosphorylation
Cellular component (GO): cytoplasm
Molecular function (GO): inositol diphosphate tetrakisphosphate diphosphatase activity; phosphatase activity
Source: RefSeq, a predicted model, not a curated record